Plasmopara halstedii is the source of this 1317-nucleotide messenger RNA. Its product is annotated as phosphatidic acid phosphatase. NCBI's taxonomy places the organism in Eukaryota, Oomycota, Peronosporomycetes, Peronosporales, Peronosporaceae. The transcript has 4 exons. Gene Ontology annotation, cellular component: membrane. Bases 1 to 1317 code for a protein of 438 amino acids. The record is from RefSeq and is a predicted model, not a curated record.
AUGAGAGGCACUCUCGAGACGGCAAUGAUGUUGGUCGUAACGGGAGUCACCAACCUUUGUAUGCUCCCCGCCAUCUACUUCCUUUAUCGUCGUCAAUUUGUCUUUGAGGCUUUUAUUGGCACAUUUACAAUGAUCACUAGCUUCAUGUAUCACGUGUGUGACUGUAUAGAUAGACCACUAUGGCUAACUGAAGGACAGUGGCAUCGACUGGACAACAUCGGCUCCAUUAUGAGUUUUGUGAUGUGGAACAUUCAUUUAAUGGACCUGCGCCAUUCUGUUCUGGAACGAUAUAUGCAAUACUUUUUUUUAGGAUUAGUCCUAGUGUUUCAAGAAAAGAACCCUUGGGACGAACAGAAUUCUGCAAUUCCCAUUGUUUUCAGCCUCAUGCUUUUGCUUCUGACAUUUGUUAUGCGAAGGCGCGUGCCUGCGUACGAUUAUCAGAAUCUAUUUCGAGGAUUGAUGCUACUGGGGUGCGGUAUCCUGUGCUUUGUGCGUGGCUUAGACGAUGAUAAUGAUCCGCUACGCUUUUUUCACGGCUGCUGGCACGGCUUCGUUGGGGCUGCCGGAUACUACAACUUUAAGGAUUUCAGCCAAUCAUAUAUCAGACGUUUGCUCGAUCGUCGCAUGGUCUGCUACGGCUCCAUCUCUCAAGCAAAAGACAACGUCGUCGACCAGGAACAGAACGCCAUGAGCCUCACUGAACGGUUGUACUCAUAUGAUUUAACAUGGUCUACAAAAUUGUACCGAAAAUUCGGUCGCGAACCAACAUCACGGCUGUGCUGGGAGAUAUUCUCGCACUCGGGCGAUGGCUUCCUCUGGAUUCUGACUAUUCCGCCACUUAUGGGGCUGUUUUGGACGGUUGGUCUCAUUGGGCCCUUCGAGCCUGCCACCAAGAUGUUCUUGUCUGCCCUCUUCACUGUCAUGAUUGUUGACAUCAUUGGUAUCAUGCUACUCAAGCUUAUCUUUCGUCGCCAACGACCGCCCUUUCAUGAGGCAGAUAUACGCUUUGUGGGCCCGGAUCAACAUUCAUUUCCAUCCGGCCACUCGACGCGUGUAUGGGCUGUGGUGGCUAUGCUCAUGUACCUCACUGAUACUCACUCCUCAUGGAUUUUACGUCGAUUCUUUUAUGGCCUCUCACCAACAGUACUUGUCGCAAUUUCGAUUGUCUGGGCGCUGAUCAUAAAUUUCUCGCGUGUGGCGCUAGGACGCCACUACCCAUCUGAUGUGCUUGCCGGCACAUUUAUCGGCCUCUUUGUCUUCUGGCCCAUUUCCCUUUUUUUCAUCCAACACUACAACAUGAUUUCUCCGACGCUUUAA